Messenger RNA from Ceratotherium simum simum (southern white rhinoceros), 4047 nucleotides. Lineage: Eukaryota; Metazoa; Chordata; Mammalia; Perissodactyla; Rhinocerotidae. The record is from RefSeq and is a predicted model, not a curated record.
AUAGGAACCGAAUGGAUGAGGCUGGCUCCUCUGACACCGAGUUCCCCUGAGUGGCAGCGCCCGGGGAUGACAUCGGGCUGGGAGGAAGCAGCUCUGCUCAACCAGGAGUUUGCCGAGGUCUGGGGCCAGAAGUGCAAGGAGCUAUACGACCCAAUCUGGCAGAACUUCAGUGACCCGAUAUUGCGGCGAGUCAUCAGUGGUGUGCGCAUCCUGGGCUCUGCCAACCUGCCCCUGGAGAAGCGCCAGCAGUACAACUCUCUGCUAAGCAACAUGAACAGGAUCUACGCCACCGCCAAGGUCUGCUACCCCAACAAGACUGCCACCUGCUGGUCCCUGGACCCAGAGCUCACCAACAUCCUGGCUGCCUCUCGAAGCUAUGCCUUGCUGCUAUAUGCCUGGGAAGGCUGGCACAACACUGUGGGCAUCCCGCUGAAACCCCUGUACCAGAACUUCACUGCUCUCAGCAAUGAGGCCUACAAGCAGGAUGGCUUCUCAGACACGGGGGCCUACUGGCGCUCCUGGUACGAGUCGCCCACCCUCAUGGAGGAUCUGGAGCACCUCUACCAUCAAUUAGAGCCCCUCUACCUGAACCUCCAUGCCUACGUCCGCCGCGCACUGCACCGCCGAUACGGGGACAGAUACAUCAACCUCAGGGGACCCAUCCCUGCUCACCUGCUGGGGGACAUGUGGGCUCAGAGCUGGGACAACAUCUACGACAUGGUGGUGCCUUUCCCUGACAAACCCAAUCUCGACGUUACCAGUACUAUGGUGCAGAAGGGCUGGAAUGCUACACACAUGUUCCGGGUGGCAGAGGAAUUCUUCACUUCCCUGGGGCUCUUGCCCAUGCCUCCUGAGUUUUGGGCAGAGUCCAUGCUGGAGAAACCAAGCGAUGGGCGUGAGGUGGUGUGCCAUGCUUCCGCCUGGGACUUCUACAACAGGAAAGACUUCAGGAUCAAGCAGUGCACGCGGGUCAACCUAGACCAACUGUCCACAGUGCACCAUGAGAUGGGCCACGUGCAGUACUACCUGCAGUACAAGGGCCAGCCUGUCUCCCUGCGCCAAGGUGCCAACCCUGGCUUCCACGAGGCCAUCGGGGAUGUGCUGGCGCUCUCUGUCUCCACUCCUGCACAUCUGUACAAAAUUGGCCUGCUGGACCAUGUCACCAAUGACACAGAAAGUGACAUCAAUUACUUGUUAAAGAUGGCGCUGGAAAAGAUUGCCUUCCUGCCCUUUGGCUACUUGGUGGACCAGUGGCGUUGGGGGGUGUUUAGUGGGCGUACCCCCCCUUCCCGCUACAACUUUGACUGGUGGUAUCUUCGAACCAAAUAUCAGGGGAUCUGUCCUCCAGUUCUCCGAAACGAAACCCACUUUGAUGCUGGAGCUAAGUUUCAUGUCCCAAAUGUGACACCGUACAUCAGGUACUUUGUGAGUUUUAUCCUGCAGUUCCAGUUCCAUCAAGCCCUGUGCAAGGAGGCAGGCCACCAGGGCCCACUGCACCAGUGUGACAUCUACCAGUCCACCCGGGCAGGGGACAAGCUCCGGGAGUUGCUGCAGGCAGGCUCCUCACGGCCCUGGCAGGAGGUGCUGAGGGAUAUGAUCGGCUCAGAUACCCUGGAUGCUCAGCCACUGCUCAACUACUUCCAGCCGGUCAGCCAGUGGCUGCAGGAGCAGAACAAGAAGAAUGGCGAGGUCCUAGGCUGGCCAGAAUAUCAGUGGUACCCACCGAUGCCCAACAAUUACCCGGAGAGCAUUGAGCUGGUGACCAAUGAGGCUGAGGCCAGCAAGUUUGUGGAGGAAUAUGACCGGAGAUCCCAGGUGGUGUGGAACGAAUAUGCCGAGGCCAACUGGAACUACAACAUCAACAUCAGUGCAGAGGCUAGCAAGAUCCUGCUGCAGAAGAACAUACAGAUGGCAAACCACACCUUCAAGUACGGCACCUGGGCCAGGCAGUUUGAUGUGACCAACUUCCAGAACGCCACCAUGAAGCGGAUGAUAAAGAAGAUUCAGGACCUAGAGCGGGCAGCACUGCCUGUCAAGGAGCUGGAGGAGUACAACAAGAUCCUGCUGGACAUGGAAACCACUUACAGCGUGGCCUCUGUGUGCCUUGCCAACGGCACUUGUCUGCAGCUAGAGCCCGAUCUGACAAAUCUGAUGGCCACAUCCCGGAAAUAUGAAGAACUGUUAUGGGCGUGGCAGAACUGGCGAGACAAGGUGGGGAGGUCCAUCCUCCCUUUUUUCCCAAGAUACGUGGAGCUUGCUAACAAGGCUGCCCAGCUCAAUGGCUACGCAGAUGCAGGGGACUCGUGGAGAUCUAUGUACGAGAUGCCGUCCCUGGAGCAAGACCUGGAGCAGCUCUUCCAGGACCUGCAGCCGCUCUACCUGAACCUGCACGCCUACGUGCGCCGGGCCCUGCACCGCCACUACGGGCCCGAGCACAUCAAUCUGGAGGGCCCCAUUCCGGCUCAUCUGCUGGGGAACAUGUGGGCGCAGACCUGGUCCAACAUCUAUGACUUGGUGGUGCCUUUCCCUUCAGCCCCCAAGAUGGAUGCCACGGAGGCCAUGAUAAAGCAGGGCUGGACACCCAGAAGGAUGUUUGAGGAAGCGGACAAUUUCUUCACCUCCCUGGGGCUGCUGCCUGUGCCCCUUGAAUUCUGGAACAAGUCCAUGCUGGAGAAGCCAAACGAUGGGCGGGAGGUAGUAUGCCAUGCCUCUGCCUGGGACUUCUACAACAGCAAAGACUUCAGGAUCAAGCAGUGCACUGCUGUGAACAUGGAGGACCUGGUGGUGGCCCACCACGAAAUGGGCCACAUACAGUAUUUCAUGCAGUACAAGGACUUGCCUGUGACCUUCCGGGAGGGUGCCAACCCUGGCUUUCACGAGGCCAUUGGGGACGUGCUGGCCCUCUCAGUGUCUACCCCCAAGCACCUAUACAACAUCAACCUGCUGAGUAGCGAGGGUGGCGGCUAUGAGCAAGACAUCAACUUUCUGAUGAAGAUGGCACUUGACAAGAUCGCCUUUGUCCCCUUCAGCUACCUCAUUGACCAGUGGCGCUGGAGGGUAUUUGACAAAAGCAUCACUAAGGAGAAUUACAACCAGGAAUGGUGGAGCCUCAGGCUGAAGUACCAGGGCCUCUGCCCCCCAGUAGCCAGGACUCAAGGCGACUUUGACCCAGGGGCCAAAUUCCACAUUCCUUCAAGUGUGCCUUAUAUCAGGUACUUUGUCAGCUUUGUCAUCCAGUUCCAGUUCCACGAGGCACUGUGUCAGGCAGCUGGCCACAAGGGCCCCCUGCACAAGUGUGACAUCUACCAGUCCAAGGAGGCAGGGAAGCGCCUGGCGGACGCCAUGAAGCUGGGCUUCAGUAAGCCGUGGCCGGAAGCCAUGAAGCUGAUCACGGGCCAGCCCAACAUGUCCGCCUCAGCCAUGAUGAACUACUUCAAGCCGCUCCUGGACUGGCUCCUCACGGAGAACGGGCGGCACGGGGAGAAGCUGGGCUGGCCGCAGUACAACUGGACGCCCAACUCCGCUCGCUCGGAAGGCUCCUUCCCGGGCACCGGCCGCGUCAACUUCCUGGGCCUGAACCUGGAGGAGCAGCAGGCCCGCGUGGGCCAGUGGAUGCUGCUCUUCCUGGGCGUCGCCUUGCUGGUGGCCACUGUGGGCCUCACCCAGCGGCUCUUCAGCAUCCGCCACCACAGCAUCCACCAGCCCCACCGUGGGCCCCAGUUCGGCUCCGAAGUGGAGCUGAGACACUCCUGAGAUGACCAGGCCAGGCCAGGCCUGCCGGGGAGCGUCCACCACUGAGAGACUUGGGUGGGGGCAUGGGGUGGGCCGAGGACCCGCAGCUCCUGUCACGCCUCACCCCAGCCCGCCCUCCUCCUCCUCCAGCCCCGUCCCUCCUCCGCCCUCCACCUCCAGUCCUGUGCUGAGAAUCCGUCCUCCAGACCACGAGCCACCGCAGCCCCUGCCCCCCAGGCCCUGGGCACCAGGCCGCCUCCAUGGAGCCCCCUCCCAGUCUCUCUGUGAAUACAAUUAAAGGUCCUGCCCUCCCCA